ACAACUUCUAAUAUAUAUAUAAAAAAACUCUAUCUUCUCUUUUUUUUUUUUUUGGUGUAUCUUCGUGCUCUUGAAUCUGUCACAAAUUCUUCAAGAACGAAUAGUAAUGGGAGGAGACAAGAGAUCACAAAGCAGCAAGAGGUUCUCUCUCUUUAGCUUCUUCAAAUCACGAAGAUCUCACAACAGAGUGGAAGUGGACGCCUCUUGCGACGACGUCGUUUACACUCGCAAAGCAAUGGCUAGUGAUGAAGACAAACGUCAUUGGGUCGCUGAACCAGGUAUCGACCGUAAAGCUUCUGCCUUUAUCGCCAAGUUUCAUGCCACUCGUGUCUCUGAGUCCGAGCGUCAGACAGUCUCUCCUUAUCGAUCCGACAAGGCAUGAUGAUGGAUUAAGGAUGAAUAUGAUAAUCAAUGACUGAUUCACUUCUCUGUAAAUUGUCUUUCUCUUUUUCUAUGUCCUUGUUAUAAUUCGUUGAUUGUGUCCUAAAAUGAAGCUUCUCAUUCUUUUGCUCUUUUCUCAUCUUCUAGCUAGUUCUAUCAUAUGGGGUGUUUUUUGGUUGUGAUUCUGUCGGUUAAUAACUCAAAGUCAUCAGAUUCGUCUGUGUAUAGUUCCUGCUCGUUGUAAAAUCGUCAUAAUUUAAAAUGAAUAGAAGAGAAUAAAGAUUACUGAAUCCUCGUAAA
Camelina sativa (false flax) is the source of this 681-nucleotide messenger RNA. RefSeq lists its product as uncharacterized. The record is from RefSeq and is a predicted model, not a curated record. Lineage: Eukaryota; Viridiplantae; Streptophyta; Magnoliopsida; Brassicales; Brassicaceae.